Heterostelium album PN500 is the source of this 3045-nucleotide messenger RNA. RefSeq names its product elongation factor 1 alpha (gene efaAI). The record is from RefSeq and is a predicted model, not a curated record. Gene Ontology annotation, molecular function: GTPase activity; translation elongation factor activity; GTP binding. The transcript has 4 exons. Lineage: Eukaryota; Evosea; Eumycetozoa; Acytosteliales; Acytosteliaceae. Bases 1 to 3045 code for a protein of 1014 amino acids. Gene Ontology annotation, biological process: translation; translational elongation.
AUGGGAAAAGAAAAAACUCACAUUAACAUCGUCGUAAUUGGUCACGUAGAUGCUGGUAAAUCAACCACCACUGGUCAUUUGAUCUACAAGUGUGGUGGUAUUGACAAGCGUGUCAUUGAAAAGUACGAAAAGGAAGCUUCCGAACUCGGUAAGGCCUCCUUCAAGUACGCUUGGGUUAUGGACAAGUUGAAGGCUGAGCGUGAAAGAGGUAUCACCAUCGAUAUUGCCCUCUGGAAGUUCGAAACCAACAAGUACUACUUCACCAUCAUUGAUGCCCCAGGACAUCGUGAUUUCAUCAAGAAUAUGAUUACCGGUACCUCCCAAGCCGAUUGUGCCGUCCUCGUCAUUGCCUCCCCAACUGGUGAGUUCGAAGCUGGUAUUGCCAAGAAUGGUCAAACCCGUGAGCACGCUUUGCUCGCCUACACCUUGGGUGUCAAGCAAAUGAUCGUUGCCAUCAACAAGAUGGAUGAGAAGUCCACCAACUACUCUGAGGGACGUUACUCUGAAAUCGUCAAGGAAACCUCCUCCUUCAUCAAGAAGAUCGGUUACAACCCAGAAAAGGUUGCCUUCGUCCCAAUCUCUGGUUGGAAUGGUGACAACAUGUUGGAGAGAUCCACCAACAUGCCAUGGUACAAGGGACCAACUUUAUUGGAAGCCCUCGAUGCCAUCGUCGAGCCAAAGAGACCGGUUGACAAGCCACUCCGUAUCCCACUCCAAGACGUCUACAAGAUCGGUGGUAUCGGUACAGUUCCAGUCGGUCGUGUUGAGACCGGUAUCUUGAAGCCAGGUAUGGUCGUCACCUUCGCCCCAGCUGGUCUCUCCACUGAGGUCAAGUCCGUCGAAAUGCAUCACGAACAACUCACCCAAGCCGCCCCAGGUGACAACGUUGGUUUCAACGUCAAGAAUCUUUCCGUCAAGGAUAUCAAGAGAGGUAUGGUCGCUGGUGACUCCAAGAAUGACCCACCAGUCGAAACCGACAAGUUCCAAGCUCAAGUUAUCAUCUUGAAUCACCCAGGUCAAAUCCAUGCUGGUUAUGCCCCCGUCUUGGAUUGUCACACUGCUCACAUUGCCUGUAAAUUCACCACCAUCUUGGACAAGGUCGAUCGUCGUACUGGUGCUGUUGUUGCUCGUGAGGGUACUGGUGAAAUCAUCUUGAAGAACGGUGAUGCCGCUAUGGUCGAGUUGACCCCAACCAAGCCAAUGUGCGUCGAGACCUUCACUGAUUACCCACCACUCGGUCGUUUCGCCGUCCGUGAUAUGCGUCAAACCGUCGCUGUCGGUGUCAUCAAGGGUACCACCAAGAAGGUUGCUGGUAAGCCAGGAGACAAGAAGGCCGCCGCCCCAGCCAAGAAGAAGAAUAUCACAAUCAGUGGUCAAUCCAAUACUUCAGUGGUAAAACAAGAUAGAGAUAUUGUGGAAAGAGUAUUCAAAAAUAAAGUACUUCAACAAAAGAUAUUUGCGGAUAUCACAGAGAUACAUACGAUACUUGGUAUAAAGAGUUAUCAAUGGAGUACAUUGAUUACAGAUCAACCGAUACUUCUCUCACGUUACAACUUUGUAGAACAACUAAUCGAUUGUUAUCUCGCGCCAAGAAUACAACACAAUAACAACAACGCCAACAGCAAACCGAAUAACAGUAUCAAGCUGUUCAAUAUUACUGAUCAACUACCACGUCUAAUUGGAUUCGUAAUUAAACAUGGACAGCGACGAGUGCUGGAAUUCCUCUAUGAGCGAGGUUUAAUUCAACAAUGUAUCAAAGCGAAUCAAUUCCAAUAUACAGAUCUAUUGAGAUCGGCCGUUGAGUUUGGGCGACUUGAUCUUUGUCUCUACAUUGAGCAGAUGGCAGCAGCCGGUAACGAACAACUACUCUACGGUAGUAUAUUAGCAAGUUCACCGGUUUCCAAUAGCCUAGAGGUUAUCCAAUGGGUAUCAGAGCGCUACGAGAGCCUCGGUGUCAAUAAAGACAAGUUGGUAUAUUAUCCUAUUCGUAUUGCUGCACACGUAGGAAAUAUACACAUAUUUGAAUGGCUUAUCACCAAUCGAACAGCCGAUAAAAACGAAAGAAUUCUACAGAAUGCAUUGAACGAUGGACAUCUCCACCUUGCCGAUUACAUCAAAUCCAACCAUCUCAUCGAUAGCAAGAACAAUUCAAUCAAUCUCGAUUUCAUAGCCAGUAGAAAUCAAUUGGCCAGUUUGAAUUGGGUACUUGCAAAUCAAACACCCUCCACUCCCAACGGUGUAGCAUUGAGUUUAAUUUGUUCUAAAUCCGCUAUGGAUACUGCUGCUGCCAACGGUAACAUCGAGAUUCUCAGUUGGUUAUAUACCAAUACAACCUAUGGAUGUACAUUCAACUUUGCAAUGAGAGAUGCAUUCAGUAACUAUCAUUUUGAAGUGGUAGAGUGGUUACAAUCCAACUAUGGAAAUCAAGCUUGUCUACCGGUUGGACAUUUAACCAUACCAACUACUAGAACACCUUCACAUCUACCAUUACAAAUGAUUCAAUGGUUUCAUUGUAAUCGUAGUGAAGGAUUCUCUAGUAAUGCAAUGGAUACAGCUGCUCGGUUCUCUCUGGAAAUCGUUCAAUUCCUUCAUGAGAAUGGAACAUCGGGAUGUUCGUCUCAAGCAUACUACAAUGCAGUCAUUCAUAAUCAAGCAGAGAUAUUCCAAUUCCUCUGUGACAAUAGACCAGAUGUUGAGAUUCCAUCGACUCUAUUUGAGAAUGCUUGUACCAAAGAUAAUCUCGAUAUGAUACAAUUCCUACACAACACUAGAACCGAACCGUAUUGGACAUCGAAAGCAAUGGAUAAUGCAGCUGCAGCAGGAAACAAAAGAGUCGUUAAAUGGCUUCAUGAAAAUAGAUCAGAAGGUUGUACACAGGAUGCUAUUACAUUGGCAAUAUUCAAUGGAUCAUUGGAAGUAGUAAAAUAUUUAAUAGAAAAGAAACUAUAUCAACAAGAUUUAACAGAAUUAAUUAAUUAUUCAAUUUCUCAAAAUAAAUUGGAAAUUAAAAAUUAUUUACAACAACAAAUAAAUUUGAAAAAAUAA